AUGAGCGACGACGCCGGAGAUGUGAGCACCUUCAAUAAAAAAGUACAAAUUAAAGAAUAAACGGAUUUAGGAUGCGCAGCGCAAAGCUGAGGAGCGCGAGCGCAAGAAGGCCGAGGUCCGCAAGCGUCUCGAGGAAGCCGGCCAGAAGAAGAACUCCAAGAAGGGUUUCCUCACGCCCGAGCGUAAGAAGAAGCUCCGAGUUCGUUAUACUCUAGUGGAAUGUUUUCAUUUUGGAACUUUCAGAAGCUUCUUAUGGUGAAAGCCGCCGAAGACCUGAAGAGACAGCAACUCCUGAAGGAACAGGAAAGACAGAAGGUCCUUGCCGAGCGCACCAUUCCCCUUCCCAACGUCGACUCCAUCGACGACAAGGGUUUGACAUUAAUCCUAUUCUAUUUCAACUUUUUUUUACUCCUUCGAUGCAUAAAUUACUUGAUUUGAUAUUCCAGGUCAGCUUGAAAAGAUCUACAACGACCUCUUCAACCGCGUCUGCCAGCUGGAAGAAGAGAAGUACGAGAUCAACUCGGUUGUUUCUCGAACUGAAUCCGAGAUCAACUCCCUCACCAUCGAAGUCAACGACCUUCGAGGAAAAUUGUAAGCUUUUUAUUUAUUGUUCUUGACUAAAUAUCAAAUUUUCAGCGUCAAGCCUUCCUUGAAGAAGGUGUCGAAGUACGACAACAAAUUCAAGAAGAGCGGAGAAAGCAAGAGCGGCGACUUCCGUUCCAACCUCAAGAACGUCAAAAAGGACGUUAUGGAGUCCAUCACCAACGUUGUUAGUUCCGACAUACAUUAUGAGUUUUCUCAUUUCUCAAAUUUCAGAAGAAGAAGGACGACAAGCCCGACUGGAGCAAGAAGGGAGCCGCCAAGCAGGAGGAAGAGAAGGCCGCCCCAGUCAGCGAGCCUGAGCCAGUUGCUGCUCCGGAAGAAAAGGAAGAGGAAGCUCCGGCGGAGAACCCUGGUCAGUUAUAACCCAAACUAUUUGUUCCAUUUUUGUGAGAAAAUCAUUGUUCAAAAUAAUCAAGAUGAAUAUUCCAGAUGACGCCGAGGUCGAGGAAGAGGAGGAGGAGGAAGAGGAAGAGUAA
Molecule: messenger RNA, 1079 nt
Organism: Caenorhabditis auriculariae
Lineage: Eukaryota; Metazoa; Nematoda; Chromadorea; Rhabditida; Rhabditidae
Source: the annotation of a GenBank genome assembly